This is a messenger RNA of Rosa rugosa (rugosa rose), 2337 nucleotides long. RefSeq names its product probable E3 ubiquitin-protein ligase LUL3. Gene Ontology annotation, molecular function: ubiquitin protein ligase activity. Gene Ontology annotation, biological process: protein ubiquitination. The record is from RefSeq and is a predicted model, not a curated record. The coding region runs from base 75 to 2207 and encodes 710 amino acids. The transcript is spliced from 6 exons. Lineage: Eukaryota; Viridiplantae; Streptophyta; Magnoliopsida; Rosales; Rosaceae.
AGUAGGAUUUGACUUUAUGGAGGGGGCUUAUAUCAGUGAAGUGAAAUUAGUGAAACUUCUGCAGCACAUAAAAAAUGCAUGUUUUCUUCAAGUCUAAGGUCACCAAACACUUGAAGUCCCUGAAAUCAAAAAUUCCCAGAUUGUGCAUGUUCCCAAUUGGGGGAUGUUUUGAUGGGUGCAGAGACCACACUCAGCAAUCCUCAGGGUUUGGCACAAGGAUUUGGAACCUGACUGACAAGCCUGUGGAGCUUCAGAUAAGAGUUGGGUCCAUAUUGAAGAAGGUUCACACUUUGAAACCCGGCUCUUCAAAGAGACUGAAAUGCAAGAGCAUAUACAAAGCUUAUAUGCCUGGGGAGAAUGGCAAGGCAGGUAUGAAGAGCUUGCUAUAUUACUAUGAUGAGACCUGUCACCCUUAUGUUUGGAUUCAUGAGACUGGUGGGGAUAGCAUGAGGAUGGUUAAGCAGCAAUAUAUCAGUCUUGAGGAUUUAAGGGAUUGUUGUGAGAUCAGAAUCUUUAGGGAUCAUCAACGAGGCUGCUUAUCGGUCCGGAAAAAACCCAGGCCAGACUUUUAUACAGAGAAUGGAGUUACUGCAGCAGUUGGAUGUGGUUUUCUUUAUGUGAUAUUUGAUCAUCAAGAAGAAAAGGAAUGCAAAAUGACCCUUGUAAUUUUUGCAGAAGCUUUUAGUAAAUUGCCAAUGACUUUGUUUCUUGUUGAAUUCAAGGGCAAAUCUGGUAUGCUACGUGCUGAGCAGUUUCCAAAGCAGCGCGCGUUUAAUCGUCGCCAAAAACGCCGUGACGACUCUUCGACCAACUUAACGCGAUCUUUGCUUUUCUUUUCUUCUCUUCCUCUACAGUCUUCUUUCUUCUUCUUCUUCUUCUUCACAUUCGUCUCCUUUUCUACAGUGGGACUUCGUCUCCGAUUCUCCACCCCCAUUUAUUUUUUUUCUCUUCCUCUCGCUUCUCACACCUCUCUCCCCAAAACCCAAAAAAUGGGGAUUUCUUUCAGCAGCAACCGAAGACGUAACAACUACUACCAACACCCGCCACCGCCUCAGCCCCUCUACCUCUCCAAUCCUCACUACUACCCCUCCGACCCACCUUCUUUCUCUCCGCCGCCGCCGCCGCCUCCUCCGCCGCCGGUGACUUCUUUCUCUUCCUCCUCCUCCCCCUCCUCUUCUUCUUCCGCCACCUACCCAGAACCCAAUUCCGCCACCCCUUACGCAGCGCCUCCGCCGCCGCCGCCCAGGGCUCCAUACCAGGGCUACCCUCUUCCGCCGCCGCCGCCGCAGUCGCAUUACUGCUAUGGUCAGUACAAUUCUUGCAACCACGCGAAUCCGAUGAUGGGUCGGUUCAGUUACAACCACAAUUACCAGCCUUACUAUGGUAAUCAGGCGAGUGGGUGGCCGGCGAUGCGGCCUCCGGUGGCCCCCCUGUAUCCUCCGCCGCCGUACGUGGAGCACCAGAGUGCCAAGAAGGUGAAGAAUGACGUCAACGUGCGUAAGGACACGUUGAGGCUGGAGAUUGAUGAGCAGAACCCUGAUCAGCAUUUGGUCUCGUUCGUUUUCGAUGCCUUGUAUGAUGGGAGCAUUACUAUUCUCUACUUUGCCAAGGAAGAGGCAGAUUGUACAUUUGUUCCACUAUUUCCUGAAGCAUUUACGCCGGUGCAAGUCCCUUUUCAGAAAGGAGUAGGCCAGAAAUUUUGUCAGCCCUCAGGAACAGGCAUCGAUUUAGGCUUCUUUGAGUUGGAUGAUCUGUCAAAACCCUCACCUGGAGAAGAUGUAUUCCCACUUGUAAUAUCUGCGGAAACACGUACGCCGCCUGAUUCAAUCGACCAUAUUGGUGAGCCUGUCCAAGAUGCAUCUCCUCGUAUGCAGAUCACUCAAGCUGUGCUAGAAAAGAAUAAUGGCGACCCCUUCCAAGUGAAAGUAAUUAAGCAGAUACUGUGGAUUGAUGAAGUUCGCUAUGAACUACGUGAGAUAUAUGGAAUUGCAACCUCAGCAGUGGAAGGCUUUGAUGACAAUGACCCUGGGAAGGAGUGUGUAAUAUGCAUGACCGAACCGAAGGACACUGCUGUAUUACCUUGUCGACAUAUGUGUAUGUGCAGUGACUGUGCAAAAGAAUUGAGGAUUCAAUCCAAUAAAUGCCCCAUUUGCCGACAACCCAUUGAAGAACUUAUAGAGAUAAAGAUGAAUAAAAGUCAGCAAUGAACUUGUUUUCUCCAUUAUGUGGAUGUUGUGGUAUGAAUAUCAAAUAUAUUUUCUUUAUUGAUGGGCAGCUGUUGUGUAAAUGCAUUCUUUUUCUUUUGUAUAUUGUAAGUGAUCUCUUGCUCUUCUGAUU